AUGACACAGCCCACGGCAAUUUUGUCUGUGUACGACAAAACAAACCUUAUUGAGCUUGCACAAGGCCUUGCAGCAAAAGGAGUACGUCUACUUGGGAGCGGCGGUACGGCGCGUGCGGUGCGUGCUGCAGGCUUGGAGAUUGGCGAUGUUUCAGACAUCACACAAGCGCCUGAGAUGUUGCAAGGUCGAGUAAAGACAUUGCAUCCAGCCGUUCACGGCGGCAUUCUUGCUCGCACAUCGCUUGAAUCGGACCGUGCAGACUUAGAUGCGCAACAAAUUGCACCGAUUGACAUUGUCGUAUGCAACUUGUAUCCAUUUGAAGAGACCGUAGCCAAAGACCCAGCACCUACACUCGCACAAGCAGUCGAAGAAGUCGACAUUGGUGGAGUAACGUUGAUUCGAGCUGCUGCAAAAAACCAUGAGCGUGUGUGGGUUCUCUGUGAUCCAUCGGACUAUGCGACGUUCCUCACGCAAUUUGGCGGCGAAGACAACGACACAGCCAAGCAAUGUCGCGAGCGCUUUGCACUGAAAGGCUUUACUCACACGGCUCACUACGAUACAGCAAUUAGCCAGUACUUCCGUCAGCAGUACGCGUCACCGCCGCGUGAGCCUGUCCAGCAAAUCACGUUGCGGUACGGCGCAAACCCACAUCAGAAGCCGGCGUGUGCGUACCUGCCUGAGCGUGAACUUCCUUUCAAGGCACUGAGUGGCUCGCCAGGCUAUAUCAACCUCCUUGACGGUCUGAAUGCCUGGGGCUUGGUCAAGGAGCUGAGUGAGGCUACGCAGCGUCCGGCAGCUGCAUCAUUCAAGCAUGUAUCGCCAGCAGGCGCAGCGGUUGCCGUGCCACUGACAGAGACGGAGGCCAAGGCCUACUUCGUCGCAGACUUGGGACCACUGUCUGAUCUGGCUACUGCUUACGCUCGUGCGCGUGGCGCUGAUCGUAUGAGCAGUUUUGGCGACUUCAUUGCAUUGUCGCACACUUGCGAUGAGCAAACAGCACGCAUUAUCUCGCGCGAAGUCAGUGAUGGUGUUAUUGCGCCAGGCUUUGAGCCAGCGGCAUUGGAGUUGCUUGCAGCCAAGAAGAGUGGCAAGUAUUGUGUGCUGCAGAUGGACCCAGCAUACGUGCCAGAUGUGACCGAGACUCGACAAGUAUACGGCGUCACGCUGCAGCAGCGUCGGAACGACCUUAAAGUAACGCCUGACCUGUUUAAGGAGCGUGUGAGCGCAUUGAAAGACUUGCCUGACUCGGCCUUGCUCGACAUGAUUGUGGCCACUAUUGCGCUCAAGUACACACAGUCGAACAGUGUCUGUUACGCAUUGCAUGGUCAGGUCAUCGGCCUGGGUGCUGGGCAGCAGUCUCGUAUCCACUGCACACGCCUGGCAGGAGGCAAGACCGAUAAUUGGUGGCUUCGGCAGCACCCGCGCGUGCUGGCAUUGCCGUUCAAGAAAGGCACGAAGCGUCCAGACAAGAGCAAUGCAAUUGACUUGUUCGUCGAAGGCACGCCGCUCCGAGGUGAAGAGCGUGUGCAAUGGGAGUCUGUGUUUGAGACGGUGCCUGAGCCUCUGAGCCAGGAGGAGCGGGCCCAACACGCUGCCGCAUUGCAGAACGUCGUUGUUGCCAGCGAUGCAUUCUUUCCAUUCCCUGACAAUGUCUUCCGCGCUGCGCGCUCCGGGGCCAAGUACAUUGCUGCUCCAGGUGGGAGUGUGAUGGACGACGCAUGUGUCGCUGCAGCUGAUGCGCAUAACAUGGUGGUCGCCCGUACGAAUGUGCGUCUUUUCCACCACUAG
Molecule: messenger RNA, 1788 nt
Organism: Malassezia globosa CBS 7966
Lineage: Eukaryota; Fungi; Basidiomycota; Malasseziomycetes; Malasseziales; Malasseziaceae
Exons: 1
Coding region: 1-1788 (595 amino acids)
Biological process (GO): 'de novo' IMP biosynthetic process
Cellular component (GO): cytosol
Molecular function (GO): phosphoribosylaminoimidazolecarboxamide formyltransferase activity; IMP cyclohydrolase activity
Source: RefSeq, a predicted model, not a curated record